AUGGCACCUCAACGGAAACGCGAUAAUCGCGAGAAUGCCUUCUUCAAUGUUGGUGUACAGGGUCGCAAGACCGGUAUCACGCUGGAAGAGCGUGCGCGCGAUGACAACGGCCUUGAGGCUAUCUCAGGCAUCUUUUCUUCGCCAGAGAAGUCCCCACCCAAGCGCGGAAGUACGAAUACUGCAUCAGAGUCGAUGGAUAUCCAAGAAAGCUCUAUUCCAAACAUCAACACCUCCGCCGCCAUCUUGCGCAACAAUCGUACUCACCUCCCUCCACCACGAUCGCGAUCGCCUAUGAAAACUGCGCUUGGGUCUUCGCCGCGCCGACAAUCGUCCAUGGCACCGCGGGGCAGCUCAAUUGCCCCGUCGAGCCCCAUACGCGCAACGUCACAUCCUGCAGUAGCCAGACGAUUGGACUUUGAGGAGGAAGAGGAGGACGCCAGCUUGCAGGAGACGCCAGCUUUGAGCGGGUCGGGCCAGCGCCGCGGGAAGCGCAACGACAUCUACACGUUGGAGCACUCGCCCAGCCGGCAACACAGUGCUGUGCUUGAGGAAAGCGAGCUGCAGGAAGAGAUCUCUGCAAAUAACGAAGAAGAAGAGCUGCUGGUUAUGGCCGAGAUUGAAGAAAGCUUUGUUGCUCAGAUCAGGGAUGACUUGGUCACUGGCGUCGACGCGGUCGAAUCGCUGCUCGAAGAAGAGACACAGUUGGAAGAGGACAUUGUACAAGAACCUGUGAAAGAGAAAGCCAAGAGAGGCAGGAAGCGAAAGAGCGAUCUGGCAGUGGUUACAGAAGAAGAGAGCCCAAAGCCAACCAAGGCACGAAAACGGGGGCCAGCUGCAGCGCAGGCACUCGAGCCAGCGAAGAAGGGGAAGAAGGCUGCGGCUGCGCCCGUUGUUCCAUCACGACGCUCGAAGCGUGUGUCCGAUAUCAACGAGCAGGAACCAAAUAUGCCUGAAGAAGCAUCUGCUUUGGACAACUCUGUUGUGGCAGAUGUAUCUGAGCAACUGGAGGAGGUGUCUGUAGCCCCAAAGCGUCGCGGGCGGCCGCCAAAGGCUCAGAAACAUGCUGAGGUUGAACUACUUGCUCCGGCCAAGAAAACAAAAACUGCUGCUGCCAAGGACGCCGCGAAAGAAAAAGCAGGUCCAGUCUUCAUGAAGCCCUCGAAACCAGUGGCGAUAUCGAAGGAGAAGCCAGCGCCCAAAGGCAAAGAAAACGUAAAGGCGGCAGACAACGUGUCAAAAGACGAAGCUGGAAGGCCAGUGGACUUGUACGGAAACCCCCUGAGCAAAGCCGACAUAGAACGGAUGUCCACAGCCUCGGUGGGAUCGCGGUACGGCCGGGGCCGCCAUCUCUCCGUGUUCCGCGAAAUGGAGCCUGAUGCAAUUGCCCGAGUCGGGCGUACUGGUAGACACCGCGUUGCGCCUAUCGAUUUCUGGAAGAACGACCGGAUCAACUACAACCAUGAUGGUAGCAUGGCAACUGUCGUCAAAGCACCAUCACCCGAACCUGUAACGAGAACAUCGACAUACUACAAGAAGGGCAAGAAGAAGACGCUCACUGCUAUUGAAGAAGAUGAGGUAGAGCUCGACCCUUGGGAAGAGGAUGACGGCUUCUUAACAGGCAACUACAAGGAUUACGAUCCUGCAAAUGAAUUCACUUCGCCUGGCCUAGUAGAAGGAGUCCUUGCUUGGUCUGAGAAGGGCAUCAAGCCCGAGGCAGUCGGAGAUGGCUCUUUCCAGUAUGCUAGGAUAGGAGGGAGUGGACCUGCUGGCUUCCUCAACUGGGGCAUGAUUGAGCUUCGCGCCGACCAGAUGAAACGUUCAAAGAACUCAAGAAAGAUGCAUAUGGUGUUCAACGUUCAGUCAGGCGCGGUCGAGGUCAAAGUUCACGAGAACGAGUUCACAGUACACAAGGGUGGGAUUUGGCAAGUUCCUCGAGGCAACACAUACAGCAUCAAAAAUGUCAGCAGCGGGACAACUCGCAUCUUCUUUGCGCAGGCUCGCGAAACAUUCGCAGAUGAAGAGUAA
This is a messenger RNA of Ascochyta rabiei, 2025 nucleotides long. Its product is annotated as mitotic fidelity of chromosome transmission- protein. Gene Ontology annotation, biological process: spindle attachment to meiosis I kinetochore; attachment of mitotic spindle microtubules to kinetochore; kinetochore assembly. Gene Ontology annotation, cellular component: kinetochore. NCBI's taxonomy places the organism in Eukaryota, Fungi, Ascomycota, Dothideomycetes, Pleosporales, Didymellaceae. The record is from RefSeq and is a predicted model, not a curated record. Bases 1 to 2025 code for a protein of 674 amino acids. The transcript is spliced from 4 exons. Gene Ontology annotation, molecular function: centromeric DNA binding.